Molecule: messenger RNA, 1429 nt
Organism: Magallana angulata
Lineage: Eukaryota; Metazoa; Mollusca; Bivalvia; Ostreida; Ostreidae
Exons: 3
Coding region: 116-1129 (337 amino acids)
Source: RefSeq, a predicted model, not a curated record
AGUGAUGGUGCAAUCAAGAAUUACUGUUGUACUAUAAAUAGUUUGUUCAUGGGUAUAUUAAACUUGAGCAUAUACAGAAUAAGCAAAGAGCUUGAGUGUACAUUUCCAUCGUAAAAUGGCUUCUGGUUCAGGAAAUCAAGGGAACACGUCUUUUGACGGACAACAGUUGCGUCAGGAGCUGUAUGACAAAGGUUACGCAGUUGUCCCUGACCUUUUGACCCUGAAGGAAUGCGACGCGCUGACGUCACAGUUCAGGGACUGGGUAGGCAAGUUUGAAGAGGGCCAGAUUCCCCUCCAAAAGAAGAGCUCUGUGAUACAAUCUUACAGAGUCGGCCAUUUUCAACAGAGCUGGGAGGUGCGUCUAAGGGCCAAGGCCGUUUUCCAAGCAGUGUGGGGAACGGAGAAACUGCUCUCUAGUGUUGACGGAAUAGCCAUCUCCAAACCACCUCUAAAUGCUGAUGACUAUCGUGACCCACAUACUGACUGGCUACACUUAGACCAAGGGGUGCGACGAGAGGGUCUUCACGCAUACCAAGGGGCCGUCUAUCUGGAGGAGCAGACCCAAGACGAUUAUUGCUUUAGGGUGCUGCCAAAGUCACAUUUAUACCAUGCUGAGUUUUAUCAAACCUUUUCAGAUGCUACAAAGAGAACAGAACGUAGUGAUUUUUGUAAAUUGUCUAAAACACAGAAGGAUUUCUUUUAUCGAAAGGGAUGCAACUUGGUUAAUGUUCCGGUGCCCAAGGGCGGCAUUGUUCUAUGGGACUCUAGGACCGUUCACGACAACACACCUCCGAUCGCAAAAAGACCGAAUCCCGAUAGAUGGCGCUUCGUCGUCUUUGUCAGUAUGACGCCUGCCAUCUGGGCGAGUGAAAAGGACAUGGAAUUCAAGAAGGACACCUAUCGGCGAAUGCUUCUCACGUCUCAUUGGUCAUCCCAAGGACUGAAAACGUUCAAAGAGUACAUAGAAAAUAAAAGGAAGCGGAACUACGUCAACGUCAGCAUCGACCAUUUACCGGACGUAGCUAAGACACAGGAAGCCAGGCUGUUGGCGGGAGACGAACAUUACGACUUCGAGGACGGACGACCAAACGGUCCCGCUGCACCGAAAUGGAGAUUCGGUAUUUAUUAAAUCCUCGGUACCUCUCGGUACCUUUAGCUAUUCCUAGUGAUCAGCUUAAAAGAGUGCCAAAUGUUGUAUGAUUGUGUACGGAGACAGAGUAAACUCAGGGAUUUUUCUUCCCCGUAAACACCGACAUAACUGAGAAUUGUAAGAUAUAUACGAAAUCAUGUUGAACUCCAAUUCAAACAAUUAUUCUUUUCCUAUAGAAUGCAAAAGGAUGAAAGAUGUCUAAAUUAUAGACAGACCUUUGUCUACCCCGAAAUAAUGGUUCAUUUGCAUGUAUGAUGAAUAAACUAAAUUUAAAGUAAA